CUCUCUCAAACCACCAUGCCCAACACACUGUAUUUGGAGGACCUCGAUGCCGAUGUCCCUUCAUCGCAACCUGAUGAAUACGAUGCACUCAUCUGGAGCAGCGACACGAACACCAGCGAUCCACGCGUUGACACGAACACCGACAGUGUGGGAGUGGGAGCCAAAGAAGAUCAGGACUCAGAUGACAAUCUGACAUUCAUCGAGCGCUGGUUCAAAAACAACCCUGUCCUCCGGGUUACCAGAGACGGCCACAAAUGCAGAGUGCCCCGGCCUCAGCCCAAGAAAUUGCAUCCGGACCCUGAGUUGGAGAGAUUUCGGGCUGUAGUCCUAGCACGCUCUCGUCAGACAAAACGUGUACGGCUUAAACAGAGGAUCCAUGUUCUGGAUAAGAAAAUGGCUGCGGCGAAGCGGGAGAGGAAAAUAUUGUGUCGUAUCUUGUCGCAAGCUCAAUAA
Molecule: messenger RNA, 453 nt
Organism: Mycena indigotica
Lineage: Eukaryota; Fungi; Basidiomycota; Agaricomycetes; Agaricales; Mycenaceae
Exons: 3
Coding region: 16-453 (145 amino acids)
Source: RefSeq, a predicted model, not a curated record